This is a messenger RNA of Actinia tenebrosa (Australian red waratah sea anemone), 1799 nucleotides long. Its product is annotated as histamine H2 receptor-like. Gene Ontology annotation, molecular function: G protein-coupled receptor activity. NCBI's taxonomy places the organism in Eukaryota, Metazoa, Cnidaria, Anthozoa, Actiniaria, Actiniidae. Gene Ontology annotation, biological process: G protein-coupled receptor signaling pathway. Gene Ontology annotation, cellular component: membrane. The record is from RefSeq and is a predicted model, not a curated record.
CGAUAGCGGCUUAUACGUACAUAAAGGCAGCUCGUGUUCAAAAUCUUUAUCAUUUCGAAAAUCGAUGAACAGGUACUUUAGCUCUUUGCUUCGAGGUACUUUUUGCAUUGCAUAAGAAAUAUUAGCCUUGAAUUAAAUUCUAAAGCAUUUAACUAGACAAGAUUAGAAAGAGAAAACCUGGCUUGCUUGUUAUUUGAUUUUCCACUCAUAACAGCUCCGGCCAGCCGGUCCUGGAGACAGGAUUGAUGAAUCUGAUCAGAGAAAUGUAAAGCGAUAGCACGUCGGAAGCCGUCCACUCACUAGCUAUGGAUAUCGUCUCCAUUAUUUCAAAGCUUUCCACUAUUUGAGUGAGUGAGCAGGGCUGCAAGAAUCAUUCGAAGGUUUUAAAGGAUGGACAACCAAACUGUAGAGGUGUCCUCACCAUGCCACUCGCUGGGCCAAAGUUUUUUGGUGUGUGGUUUGAUCUUCAUUGCUGGAACACUUCUUCUAUCAGUCACUUUCAACGGUCUUAUUCUCUUGUCUUUUUAUCUGGACGCGACAUUGAGGACACUCUCUUGUGCUUUCAUCAUCAAUCUGGCUGUCACUGAUGUUAUUUCAUCUAUUAUUCUUAUCCCAAUGGAAAUAAUCUAUCUGGUGCACUUUCCGUGGAUCCCCUUCUCUGGAACAGUAAACAAUGUCUGGAAUGCAGUUUUCUUGAGCCUUCUUGCGGCGUCAAUCUUGAACUUCACCGCAGUUAGCUUGGACCGUUAUAUACGUAUUCGCUAUCCCCUGCACUAUAUGUACUACCUCACCCAAGAACGGGUGAUGCAGCUACUCAUUUUUAUCUGGAGUUACGCACUUGUUAUUGGCGUCUUAAUGUUCUUUGCCUUCGAUGAACCUGUCAAUGGAGUUUAUAGUUUCCAAAUCAGUGCGCUCUUUUUCAUUCCAUUUCUCCUCAUUAACGUCCUCUUGCCAUUCUGUAUAAUAAUUGUACUUUACAUACGUAUUUUUCGCAUUAUGAGACGCCAUAUGCGAUGCAUAAAUGUUCAAGUUUCGGCAAGAAUUCGAGCCUGUCAUUUUGUCCCCGUUCGAAGGCAAAAUAGUUUGCUGCAGAACUUGAGCUCAAGUAAAACAGUUUGUCUUGUUCUGUUUGGCUUCUCGUUGACCUGGUUUCCAUUCUUAAUCUAUCAACUGUUUUACAUGUAUAGCAAGCAGAGCGAGUGUCUUUUGGACAAGUUUGACACCGUAAUUUGCUGGUUAACGUAUUUCAGUGCUGUCUCCAACCCAGUUAUCUAUGCUGCUAGGGAGAAACGAUUCAAAAAGGUCAUUCUUCGUCUCCUCGACAACCCAGGAAGAUUUAACUGUUUUGCAAACUGUUGCAGAAAUGGCUCCUUCCGAACAAGUACAAGUAAAUGAUGUACAUGAAAUUUACGAAAGAAGUUAAUUUAUUCACCAAAAAAUCUUGAAAAGAUGAUAGGACAAUCCAGGACUAUCCAGAACAAUCCAGGCGAUUCAGUUGCAGUUAUCAACUGUCGCUAUACAGCUAUCACUUGCUAGAAAACUGACAGAUUCUUUAUAAGUAUAUUAUUAUUUGGUACGAGACAAUCUCCGGGAACUGAAGACCGAGAAGCACAAAAGUUAGUCGAAUUCAACAAUUAAUGACUUUCAUAAGCAUGUUAAAAACAUGCUAAUAAAUGCAAUAUGUUAAAUAGAUUUUUGUCUUUGAAAAAUAAUGGUGAAGGAAUAGAAAACUCAAGAUAUUUCCGCUCCAUAACACAAACAGGUGGAAAAAUCACUCAAAAAUCCACUGCAGCUCUUAU